Messenger RNA from Penicillium lagena, 1413 nucleotides. RefSeq lists its product as uncharacterized. NCBI's taxonomy places the organism in Eukaryota, Fungi, Ascomycota, Eurotiomycetes, Eurotiales, Aspergillaceae. Bases 1 to 1413 code for a protein of 470 amino acids. The transcript is spliced from 2 exons. The record is from RefSeq and is a predicted model, not a curated record.
AUGAACUGGAUGGGCAGCCAGCUGCGGCGUCAUUCGGCUGUCAGACCGGGAGCAUUGACCAGAUCUCAGCGACAGAACCUCGUCAGGUCCCGGCUGAAAGCGUCCAGCACCUCCCAAGUGGCACGUCCACCAAGCCCAUUCCAGUGGGAAAGCUUUGCUUCGAGAGAGGAUCGAGACAAGGCCAAGGCAGACCUGAGACCGAAGUCAGUGGUCAAUUGCUUCGAGUUCAUGGAGGGUUUAGCCAAGGAGUCUGUCCCUCCGUCACCAGCAUCAAAGACCAAUCAUCUGGAAGGGAUCAAGCGCCAGCUCCUCCAGAAAUGUGACUGGGCCACCAUAUCGACCGCUUGUCCUUUGAACAUCGCCUUCGCUCCAGUCGAAGAAACAGAGAGGUUUGGAAAGCGACGAAGACUGAACGACCACGAUAAGAGGCGACUGAAUACUCAUGGACACGGAGCGGAUCUCAGGCUGACCCACUCCGACCAAGAACGGACCAAAUGUACUCUCCUCAAUGUGGACGCUGGGGAUAUCCAUAUCCGAAUCAAUGGUCGUUCCACCGGUCUCCAGUCCAGUAACAGCCAAGGCAAUAAUGGCUCAUCCCAGUCAAUGCUUUUUGAUUGCGAGGAAUCUGCCCCUCCAGGCAGGGAAAAGGGGGCCAUCUACACUAACCGUUUGUCGCUGAGAUCGAACACGAGGUCCUUCCAGUCUCACAAAUCAUUGCCGCCUCCCCCUCGGCGAGCCGCUCUGGCUCAAUUUCCUGACAAACAUCUCUCUGUGCAAACCUCGCAGGAGACUUCAGAUGACUCCGACAUACGAAAUCAAGUAGCAGGUGAGCAAAAUGACGCAACGGGAUCUCGGCCGUCGACUGUCGACCGCUCGGGCUCCGUUUCCUCCGUCCCGAGGGGACCCAGGCAUUUCACAAUUGAGGACCAAUUCCUCGCGGAGCGGAUGGGUUGCAGCGUCGGCCUGGUGGCUCAGCAGCGACCCAACACCGCGAUCGAAACUCGGUCGAGUCAGCAUGACCAAUAUUCACCUCUCAGUCCCACGGAGGCGGAACGAAGAGGGCCGGGUUGGUUUGGGAAGCCCCGCAAUGCCAUCGAACGAGCCACACACCCAAGCCGUCGCGAUUGGCGUUUCUCAAGAGAUAUCAGCCCAGAUGCCGACACAGCGCAUGUCCUACGCGCAUCGGGCUCCCAAGUUCCUGGGGCAGAUGCAAUCCGAGGGGGCGAUACUUCUCUACUGAGGAUCUUCGGACAGGAAGUCGCCUUGGACGGCAAGCUGACUACCAGGAAAAACCACGAACGAGCGUGUGGUCCGCCCGAAAGUCCCCCGUGGCGUCCCAACGCCCCCCGUAGGCCCACGGUGUUUGGCCAGCACUUUUCGCUGCCAUCUUCAUCGCCGGACCCGCUUCUCUAA